UGUGACGUCAGAUGAGCGGCCAAAAGUUUGCAGGCGAGGACGACUUUGGGUGUUUAACUUUGUCACUUUUCACUCAACUUGUAUUGGUCAUAAAUAUAUCAAAAUCCUUGUAAACGUCUGAAUAUUUGAAAAUAGUUCUAAAGAUAGCAAAUACCACUUAGACGUAUUUUUAGAUUUGUCACCACGACAAAGUCUCUAUUUUAUUAGUCUGAAUAUUUGUUCAAGUGUAUGAAACUUUCACUUUAUAUGCACUUUAAGAAAAUUCAAAUUCGUGGAUGCCUUGUCACCGACAUAUUUUUUUUAUCAGGACCCGCAAGGAAGAACUAGACGGAGAAGAAAUACAGAAACUCUGUCACCUCGGACGAUGGAUUCAGGACUGGUGACCUGUACAAUCAAAGAAAUUGAAAGAAAGGGUCGUUUUGUGGCAGACUUAAAUGUGCGACUGUGGACUGCGACUCUUGCUGCGUAUUAUCCUAAAGAUCUUCUCAUGAUUGUCCAAUUUAAUGCUGAAUAUGUCAACAAUCUUAAUGAGAGCGAAUCACCUCAUCGUGGACAUCAGGAGGUCACAAUUCGAGUAACUCCUGAAAAUGCUCCUGGAAAAUCCAAAUCAACUCCAGUGUGGGUUAUUAUUGUCUCUGUGCUUGGUGGUGUUUUGUUACUGGCUCUUUGUAUUUUCGCUUUAUUCAAACUUGGAUUCUUUAAACGAAAUCGACCUCCAAAGGAGAUAUAUCUCCGCAAACAGAUGAAGCACAACAGACUGAAGUUAAUUAGGAUUUUAUCUUCUUUAAUUUGUAUUAUUGGUAAUUAAUGCACUGUUUGUACGGCAGACUUACUUGACAAUUUUAUUUACGUAAAACUCGUACAAUGAAUCAAUAAUUUCCAGCAAUAAUUUAUGUGUGUGAAACAUUUGCCUUAUUCGAAAAGCUGUAAUAUUUCAUAAUUGUAUGUUAAAACUAAUAAUUUUGUAUGAGUAACGCUCUUCAAAUCAAGUGACAAGUAGAACGAGAUCAAACGAAUGGUUGGUACUAAUUAGUAGAAACGUCACAAGUAAGACUAAAAUUCUACUGAAUAAAGCAUACCACACUAUGACCUACCUACAGUCGCGAAUAAAAGUUUAAACUUUUAA
Molecule: messenger RNA, 1126 nt
Organism: Xenia sp. Carnegie-2017
Lineage: Eukaryota; Metazoa; Cnidaria; Anthozoa; Malacalcyonacea; Xeniidae
Product: integrin alpha-IIb-like
Exons: 5
Coding region: 365-808 (147 amino acids)
Biological process (GO): cell adhesion mediated by integrin; cell-cell adhesion; integrin-mediated signaling pathway
Cellular component (GO): external side of plasma membrane; integrin complex
Molecular function (GO): integrin binding
Source: RefSeq, a predicted model, not a curated record